Molecule: messenger RNA, 1442 nt
Organism: Marmota flaviventris (yellow-bellied marmot)
Lineage: Eukaryota; Metazoa; Chordata; Mammalia; Rodentia; Sciuridae
Source: RefSeq, a predicted model, not a curated record
GGGCCGGGCAGGCCGCAGAGGGCAGAGGGGACGCCGGCUCCUGCCAGGGACCUUGCUCCUUGGCCGCCUCAGGUGAUGGAGCCGCAGCGAGCCGCGACCUUCCUACCACCCCGCGUGCGGACAGGACUUUGUAAGGCUAGAAAGGAGAUAUGUGUAACACACCGACUUACUGUGACCUAGGAAAGGCUGCCAAGGAUGUCUUCAACAAGGGAUAUGGGUUUGGCAUGGUCAAAAUAGAUCUGAGAACCAAAUCUUGUAGUGGAGUGAUGGAAUUUUCUACUUCGGGUCAUGCUUAUACUGAUACAGGGAAAGCGUCGGGCAACCUAGAGACCAAAUAUAAGGUCUGUAACUAUGGACUUACCUUCACCCAAAAAUGGAACACAGAUAAUACUCUUGGGACAGAAAUCUCUUUGGAGAAUAAGUUGGCUGACGGGUUGAAACUGACUCUUGAUACCAUAUUUGUACCGAACACAGGAAAGAAGAGUGGGAAAUUGAAGGCCUCCUAUAAACGGGAUUGUUUCAGUGUUGGCAGUAAUGUUGAUAUAGAUUUUUCUGGGCCAACCAUUUAUGGCUGGGCUGUAUUGGCUUUUGAAGGUUGGCUUGCUGGCUAUCAGAUGAGUUUUGACACAGCUAAAUCCAAACUGUCUCAGAAUAAUUUCGCCCUGGGUUAUAAGGCUGCAGACUUCCAAUUGCACACUCAUGUGAAUGAUGGCACUGAAUUUGGAGGUUCUAUCUACCAGAAAGUUAAUGAGAAGAUUGAAACGUCAAUAAACCUUGCAUGGACAGCUGGUAGCAACAAUACCCGUUUUGGCAUUGCUGCUAAAUAUAAGCUGGAUUGUAGAACUUCUCUAUCUGCUAAAGUAAACAAUGCCAGCUUGAUUGGACUGGGUUACACUCAGACCCUUCGACCAGGAGUCAAACUGACCCUGUCAGCUUUAAUCGAUGGAAAGAACUUCAGUGCAGGAGGGCACAAGGUUGGGUUGGGAUUUGAACUGGAAGCUUAAUGUGGUUUUGAGUAAAGCAUCAGAUUUGUUCUUGGAAGUGAAGAGAAAUGAACCCACUAUGUUUUGGCCUUAAAAUUCUUCUGUGAAAUUUCAAAAGUGUGAACUUUUUAUUCUUCCAAAGAAUUGUAAAUCUCCCCACACUGAAGUCUAGAGAUUGCAAGUCCAUCCUAAGGGAGGUUCUUGAAGGCAUGCCUGGAAGUUGUCAUGUUUGUGCCACAUUUCAGUUGAGUUCUGCAGUGUUAAUUUAAAUUUGUUCCUCAGCGACAGUGUAGUGUCAUGUUAAAGGAAAUGACCUGAUCCUCAAGUUUGUACAUCACGUCCUGCAUGUACCAUACCACUUUUUCAUGAUGUUUUAAUAUAUUGGUCUCUGUGCUAUAGUGGAAUCUUUGGUUUUGCAUCAGAGUAAAAUAAAAUAAACCCAUCACACUUGGAACACGA